Messenger RNA from Capsicum annuum, 651 nucleotides. RefSeq names its product ankyrin repeat-containing protein At5g02620-like. The coding region runs from base 1 to 651 and encodes 216 amino acids. The transcript is spliced from 3 exons. The record is from RefSeq and is a predicted model, not a curated record. Gene Ontology annotation, molecular function: protein binding. NCBI's taxonomy places the organism in Eukaryota, Viridiplantae, Streptophyta, Magnoliopsida, Solanales, Solanaceae.
AUGGAUCCAGCCUUGUACAGUGCUGCGGUGGAAGGCAAUAUCAGUAAUGGUGAUUUUUCACUUGCUGAAUAUCUGAAAAGGGAUGAAGAAAAUGAGUACCAAGUCAGUCCAAUGGAAGUCCUUAAGAUUACUCCAGCGUUGUUAUGCCAUCGGAACAAGAAGCAUGAGACUGCACUUCAUAUAGCAGCUAAUGAAGGUCACAUCGAAGUAGUCCACUUGCUACUUAGUAUAGAUGAGUAUUAUAAGGAGCCACUCAUGAGGAUGACAGAUGAGAAUGGCGAUACAGCCCUGCACAAGGCCGUGCGUAGCCGACAUCAAGAUGUAGCGAGACUGUUGGUGAAAGAAGAUCCUGAAUUCGAAUUUCCAUCCGACAAGGCGCGGGAGACACCAAUGCAUCUGGCAGAUGAGUUUGGUCUUCGUGACGCUUUGGUUGAAAUCUUGAACUCCUGCAAGAAUCCAACUUCUUCUGCAGGUCCAUUGAAUCGAACACCUCUGCAUGCAGCAGUGAUUCAGGAACACACGGGAUUGAAAGAAGUAGUUUCCGAUAUGCUUGGGUGGAGAAGAUCCUUAGCCUACCUUCCAGCAGGUAGUGAGAAUGACUGGAUAACAGCAAUUUACAUUGCAGCCAGUGGAGAUAAGAUAAAAAGCUAA